Messenger RNA from Zingiber officinale, 1167 nucleotides. RefSeq lists its product as uncharacterized. The record is from RefSeq and is a predicted model, not a curated record. The coding region runs from base 1 to 1167 and encodes 388 amino acids. The transcript has a single exon. NCBI's taxonomy places the organism in Eukaryota, Viridiplantae, Streptophyta, Magnoliopsida, Zingiberales, Zingiberaceae.
AUGGCCAAUCAAGAAGAGAACAAUCAGGUAGAGAACAAGCUGUUGAGAGACUAUGCUGCGCCAAGUGCUAGAGGCCUGAGAUCUAGUAUUAGAAGGCCUCCAAUUGAAGCAAAUAACUUUGAACUGAAGCCUGCUUUACUGAAUAUGAUCCAACAACAUCAGUUUGGAGGAGCACCUACGGAGGAUCCAAAUCUUCAUAUGGAAGUGUUUCUGGAAUUCUGUGAAACUCUUAAAUAUAAUGGAGCCUCUGCAGAUGCGAUCAGAUUGCGACUUUUCCCUUUCUCUUUAAGGGACAAAGCACGAGCUUGGUUACAUUCGCUUCCAUCGGACUGUAUCACAACAUGGGAGCAACUCGAGCAGAAAUUUUUAGAUAAGUAUUUUCCACCAAGCAAGACUGCUUCACUCCGUCACCAAAUCACAAAUUUUACGCAAAAAGAUGGAGAAUCUCUUUUUGAAGCUUGGGACCGAUUUAAAGGACUACUGCAGCAAUGCCCACAUCACGGACUGGAGAAAUGGCUCGUAAUCCAUACCUUUUAUAACGGAAUUUCCUACUCUACUAAAGUCUCUUUAGACUCUGCUGCAGGUGGUGCGCUCAUGAACAAAACCUUAGAGGAGGCAUUCGAUAUUAUCGAAAGUGUGGCAUUGAAUCAUCACCAAUGGGCGAUAGAGAGAGAGAAUCCUGUUCGAUUGGCAGGUAAGUAUGAGGUGAGCGCUUUAGAUAGUCUUGCGGCAAAGGUUGAUGCAUUAACCUAUAAAUUUGAAAAUUUUAAUGUUAAUGCUGUUUCUAGUAUCAUCUGUGAGAUUUGUGGAGUGACAGGACAUUCAGCUAUGAAUUGCCAAAUAAUGGUCACGCAACCUACCGGAGCGCAGGUAGAACAAGUUGAUGCGAUAAAUAACUAUGCUCAAAAGCCAAACAACAAUCCGUAUUCAAAUACCUACAAUCCAGGAUGGAGAAAUCAUCCAAAUUUUUCCUACAGAAAUAAUCAAAAUCAAUCCGGGCAGAAUAAUUAUGGAGCGUCUGGAGGAUUUCAGCAAGAGAAGAAGUCUAACUUGGAAGUUAUGAUGGAAAACUUCAUUGCUACCCAAUCGAAACAAAAUGAUGAAUAUCGACAACACAUGGUGGAAUCUAAUCGGAAGCAUUCAGAGACAGCCGAAGCAAUCUCUUAA